This is a messenger RNA of Pyricularia pennisetigena, 1758 nucleotides long. RefSeq lists its product as uncharacterized. The record is from RefSeq and is a predicted model, not a curated record. The coding region runs from base 1 to 1758 and encodes 585 amino acids. Lineage: Eukaryota; Fungi; Ascomycota; Sordariomycetes; Magnaporthales; Pyriculariaceae. Gene Ontology annotation, molecular function: threonine-type endopeptidase activity. Gene Ontology annotation, biological process: protein maturation. The transcript is spliced from 3 exons.
AUGCCGUGCGCCUGGACCACAGCUAAGCUACUCACGUUGGACAACCUAUCAAUUAUGGAAGAGGAUAACGAGUCGAGCUCCGGCAACAGUCUGUUCAGCGACGAGUCGGCUGAUGGGCCGGUGGAACCCAAGUAUCGGGUGGCGGAGAGAGCUGACGGUCACAGUCACGGACAUCGCUUGGAAGACACAUUUGAUGACAAUGGCUCUGUCCCUGGCAAUGGCAUGUUUGUCUCGGGUUACUACGAUGGAUGCGGCUCUGGAGAAGAUUUUGGCGGCGACAUGGUCAUGGACAGGUUGCGCAGCAAGCCUAAGCCUGUCGCCGCUAUAUUUGUCCAUGCCGGCGCUGGGUUCCACAGCCAUACGAACGAGGAAUAUCAUCUGGAAGCCUGCUCUCGAGCUGCACAACUGGGAAUGGCCAAGAUGAACGCUGGCGGCUCCGCUGUCGAUGCCGUCGUCGAGGCCACCAAAUGUCUCGAGGACAAUACAAUCACAAAUGCAGGUGUUGGCAGCAACCUAUGCCUUGACGGCACAGUAGAAUGCGACGCUACAGUGGUGGAUCACAAUGGUCGGAGUGGUGCCGUUGGUGCAUGUUCCCAUGUUCGUUAUCCCGUCAUGCUCGCUGAAAAGAUCCUCCUUGAAUCAUACAAAGUGCUGGCACUCAGGCGGAUCUCACCCAUACUCCUUGUUGGUGAGGGUGCUCGUCAAUACGCCAAGGAGCAUGGCAUAAAGGUCGUUGACAACGAGGAGAUGGUCACUACCAAUGCAAGAGACCGUUGGGAAAAAUGGACCGAGGAACUAAGAAGGGCAACAGGCAGCCCACGCCACUCAGCACCUUCUGGCAUGCACAUACCUGGUCGCCUUGAUCACAGCGCUGCCUUAUCAACAGGUACUUUCAACGAAGGUCAACCUGACUCCCCUCAACAUGGGACUGGUGCCUCAUUCACAAGCAACAACCGUACCGAGGCCGCUGUUCCAAGUCGUCAACGACAAUCAAUGACACCUGAGGCCCAGAACUCGCGGCUUGGCAGCGUGAGCACUGGAUCCCCUCCUGCCAAGCGCAUGCGUGUGUUGGAACCAAACCUAGUCUCUUCGUCUUUGAACCCCCCGGCCACGCCGGCUCAGCCUUUGCAUACAUCCGGAGACCAGCUUGAUAGGGUGCAAGCUAUCCAGGAUAUGACAUUCGAAGAUGAGAUAUACGACACGGUUGGCGUCAUAGCCAUUGACUAUCAAGGCCGUAUCGCAGCCGCCUCCUCAUCUGGGGGUAUUGGCAUGAAGCACCGCGGGCGGGUCGGCCCAGCGGCACUUGUCGGUAUCGGCACGGCGGUGAUCCCAGCAGACGAAGGUGACAAAUCAGGCACGACUGUUGCAGCCGUGACAUCCGGGACGGGCGAGCACAUGGCGACAUCCAUGGCGGCAUACAAGUGUGCUGAGCGACUGUAUCUCUCCACAGUUCGCGGCAGAGAUGGCUCCGAUGUGCCGCGGGACAGUGAGACUAAGAUUCUUACAUCCUUCAUAGACCACGAUUUCAUGGCCCAUCCGGGCGUUCGAAACCAAGAGUCGCGGCCCGCCAUCGGCAUCAUGGCUGUCAAGAAGACAUCCAGAGGCUACUACUUCAUUUUUGGACACAACACAGAAUCCUUUGCUCUCGCAUCACUUGCUUCGACUGAUAAAGUGCCUCUUUGUACCAUGUCUCGAGUCCCGGAGACCAGACAUGGUCGUCACAGACCCGUAGCUGGCGGUCUCAAAAUUUCGAUCUGA